Messenger RNA from Salvia hispanica, 1483 nucleotides. NCBI's taxonomy places the organism in Eukaryota, Viridiplantae, Streptophyta, Magnoliopsida, Lamiales, Lamiaceae. The record is from RefSeq and is a predicted model, not a curated record.
GUUAAAAUGUAAAUAAACUUAAUUAUAGGGUGCCACUUGUUAAUUACCACGUAUCCCAUUUUCCCUCAAAAUGUUUUCCUCCAUUUUCACCUCCAAAUUUUGAAUAUGGACUGGUUGCUUCGAUCUCUUACCAGUAUGGCUGCACCAUUUCAACGGUCUGCGAGUUUAGCUGGUGCUUUGCAAUUGGGGAUUUUUUUGUUGUUCCUGUCAUCAAUUGCCGUCGGAGAUGACGUUUCUCCAGCUGCCCCCGACGAAGAAUCCGCUGCCUGCGGUAACGACUUCCGAUUGGUUAAGGUCAAAAGGUGGGUAGAUGGUGUGGAGAAGGAGGCAAUAGGUGGAUUAACUGCCGAUUUUGGGUCUGUGUUACCUGCUCAUGCUGAAGAAGGCCACCGUUUCUUGGCCGUUUUUGCAGAUCCUUUAAAUGGCUGUUCACUCUCGUCUUCUAAUGUAUCAGGCUCUAUUGCACUGACAGUACGUGGUGAUUGCAUCUUUACAACUAAGGCUAAAGUUGCUCAAGCUGGGGAAGCAGCAGCACUGAUAGUGAUAAAUGAUGAGGAAGGUCUUGUGCAGAUGAGUUGUGGGAAUGAUACUACUUUAAAUAUCACGAUUCCUGUUAUUACAAUCUCUAAGUCAGGAGGAGAGGAACUAAAGAAAUCCAUGGCUAAUGGUGGAAAAGGUAUUUCAAAGUUUAAUUGUAUUGAUAAUUUUUGUGGAUGUCAGGGUAUAUGUAUGAUGAUAACUGUCUUACAAUUGGCUCAAUUGCCAAACAUAAAGGUUGCUACAGUACUUUUGUGUUGUGCGUUCGUGUACGAUAUCUUUUGGGUUUUCCUAUCUCCAUUUAUAUUCCAGGACAGUGUUAUGAUCGCAGUUGCUGAAGGUGAUAAAAGCGGUGGAGAAUCGAUCCCCAUGCUUCUGAGAGUUCCUCGACUUGCUGACCCAUAUUAUGGCUAUAACAUGAUUGGCUUUGGGGACAUUCUAUUCCCCGGCCUGUUAGUUUCCUUUGCUUUUAGAUUUGACAAAGCUAAUAAGAAAGGGAUCUUAAAUGGAUACUUCCUGUGGUUGUCAAUCGGCUAUGGAGUUGGCCUAUUGUUUACAUACUUAGCGUUGUAUUUGAUGGACGGGCAUGGCCAACCAGCUCUUCUGUACCUAGUUCCAUGUACACUAGGAACUUGUGUCUUGUUGGGAUGGAUAAGAGGCGAGAUCAAACACCUUUGGAACUACGACACAGAUGAUACCAGAGAAUCAGAUGAACAACUUGUGCCUGGAGAAGAAGCUUAAUGGACCAGACAUCUGUUACUACACGGUCCGAAUUGACCCUAAUAUCCCUGACUCGAGCAUUCUUCCUUGAUUUGCUGUAUAGUUAAAAAGGUGUAUAUAUUUGUCAAGUCUCACUGGCUAGUCGACAACUACUUAGGUUGAAUUGUUUUAAUUGUAUACGCACUUGAAUAUUUCCCUUGUUGAUAUGAAGUUUUCUUACACUCCA